AUGGUUGCUAUCCCUGCAUAUUUGUUGGCCUCCUCGGCCGUUUCUUCCUUGGGACCCUUGACGCCUCGCAACACAGUCAUCCGUUCACCAGAGCCAGCGCCAUUACCGGAGAAGGCUUCCUCCGAGGGCGUGUCGGCUCCGUCGACAAACCCCUUCGCCUCCGUGAUAGGACCUCUGGUGGAGACAAACUUCCCCGACCCGGCCAUCAUCCACGUGGAUGGCGUUUCAUAUGCUUUUGCGACCAACAACCGAGGAGUUGGCGGCGAGAUGAUUCACAUCCAAGUCGCGACGUCGUCGGACAAUCAGACAUGGACGUUAUCGGACCACCAUGACGCGCUACCGCAGGUCGCCGCCUGGGAAACUGGCACUCGAGUUUGGGCGCCAGAUGUCAUCCAGCUUGAUGACGGUUCAUUCGUGCUCUACUAUACCGACGCGCUAGCAUCGACUCCGAGAUUCCACUGCGUGGGCGCCGCGACGUCCCGGAAUGUCAUGGGACCUUAUGCCCCUCUGGACCACCCUAUUGCAUGUCCAGAUAUUCUCACCAAGGGCGGUGCCAUCGAUCCCGACGGAUUCCAGGACCCAGCUACAGGCAAACGCUACGUCGUCUAUAAGACGGACGGCAACUCAAUCGGCCAUGGCGGCAGUUGCAACAAUGGUAUCGCCCCGAUCGUCCCUACUCCCAUCAUGCUUCAAGAAGUAGGCUCCGAUGGCAUCUCUCUGGUCGGCGAUGCGAUCCAAAUCCUCGACAGAGACGACUUUGACGGACCCCUGAUCGAGGCCCCUUCACUCCAUCGUUCCGAGGAAGGUAUAUACUUCCUCUUCUUCAGUAGUAACUGCUACACGACGCCCAAGUACGACGUGUCCUAUGCUACUGCCACCAGUAUCUAUGGACCUUACACCAAGUCUGGCCGACCUCUGCUGGUCACGAGUGAUGCCGAUCUGGUGGGGCCUGGUGGCCUCGAUAUCAUCAAGGAUGGUGAUCUGGUUGUUUUCCACGGACACAUGACGUUCAGCAAUGACCCUACACUCAAGAAGGAAGCUGAAGAGAUCGCCAAAUCCACUGGAAAGCCGAUCAAGGACGUCAACCUCCCCUUGGUCAGGGGCAUGUGGUCUGCGACCACGACCUUCAGGGGCACGGACAUUUCACUCUCCUCCUGA
Messenger RNA from Capronia coronata CBS 617.96, 1158 nucleotides. RefSeq lists its product as uncharacterized. NCBI's taxonomy places the organism in Eukaryota, Fungi, Ascomycota, Eurotiomycetes, Chaetothyriales, Herpotrichiellaceae. The transcript is spliced from 2 exons. Gene Ontology annotation, biological process: carbohydrate metabolic process. The record is from RefSeq and is a predicted model, not a curated record. The coding region runs from base 1 to 1158 and encodes 385 amino acids. Gene Ontology annotation, molecular function: hydrolase activity, hydrolyzing O-glycosyl compounds.